AUGAAAUGGAGGCAAUUGGCAGUUUGGUAUGGAUUCAUCUUGACUCUUUGCAUCGUGUCAGCACAAAGAACAGACACCGGUCCAGAGUUUGGAUUUGCCCAAGCAUUGAAUAUCGGAGGCAAUAUUGAUCCUGAUCCAUUUGGGACUGAGUCCACUUUUAAUCCACUGCCAAUCCUUGACGAUCUAGUUAAUGUGCCACUAGAUUUCUUGGGAGGAACAACAAUGAGGCCUCCAGAUUUCUCCUUAGAAAGGAUAUUUGAGAACAUCACUCCACCAGAUGUUUCUGCCAAUGACGGUUUAUUUACUGGUAUAAAUUCUUUCAAUGAUAUUUUGUCACCAGAUGGAAUGGUCGACUUUCAACUUCCACCAGGAACAAAUGGAGAUGUCUUCCCUGUAAACAACUCAAACUCUAUUCCAGACACUAGUCAAACUAGUGGUGAACCCGUACUUCCAGAGCUCCCUGAUUUACAGUCAGUGAUGUCUAUGCAAUCUCCGCCUUCGUCUCAACAAAAUUCCCCGUCGCCUUCCACAAACCAACAAGAGAUUAAUCCUAAUUCUUUACCACAGAACUUUCCUCCUGGGCAGCUAUCAGUACCGAGUAGACCUAAUGCCCCUUCAUCUGUUAUAAAUGACUGGUUAUCAUUUACUUCAGACCAGACACAACGACCCCAAAUAAAUGAUCAACUAAUUAGAGGUGCUACUGAUUUACGGUCUACAUCAUUUACUGGUGAUCAAAAUUUAGGAGGUAACAUAGCAAUUAAUGACAAUCAGAUCUCUGGAAUCAAUAAUGUACAGAACGACAUGUGGUUAGAUAACUCGCUGUUUAACAAUCCAAAUCUAGGCGAUCCGUCCGAUGUUUUUGGAAAUAUGAACAUUCCAAUCGACUUUCCCAUUGAAAGAAAUUCUGCACAAAGUGGGAUAAGACAGCAACAGAGACCUUCUCUUCCUUUACCUGAAAUAAAUACAAAUCAGAAUCGUGCUCUUCAAUUGUCAGUUCCAGAAAACCAAAUUAACGGACCGUCUGUGAACAGACCAUUUUUGCCAUCGUUCAAUCCUCAAAGCAGGAUUCCAUCGGGAUUCGCGUCAGGUCCUAACUGGAGAGAACCCACUGAACCUACACCACCAGUAUUUCAGGUGGGUGGAGGACCACCAGCCCAACAGACUCAGAUUAAUCCUUCCCGAAGAAUCGACCCAUUAAAUGAACAAAUCCUCAUAAGAGAUGUCUUCCGAGAUUCUCCGUCGUCAGCACAAAAUAGCAGAAUCAGGUCUAGGAUUCUAGAAAGGGAAAAUGCUAUCAGCAGCCAAGCUCGAACACUGCUUUCAUCUCCAAUGCCCAUUACUCGUCCAUCUCGCGUCAAUAUACCAAGUCUUUCGCAGAUAUUUGCUGGCCGUCAACAAUCUCAAAUGCCACCAAGAGCUGGUUUAACGGCCUUUCAACAAUCUCUUGCUGCUCGAAGAUCACCAUCACUAAAUAUAUUUCAAGGAACUCCAACAAGGCCAACAGAUAUGCAGUUGAGACCAUUGCCAAGGAAUCCUUUUCUUUCAUCAGCAACAAGCAACCAGUUUAGACCCACUUUGCAACCUCUUCCCCGUGCAAACAAUCAAUGGAAUUCUGAUCGAACGGUUGCACGUGCAGUACCACUUAGAAACCAGGAAGCAGCACGCUUUAUAACCGAUCAGCGUAAUAUGAAUAGAAACAUGCAAGUUUGGACAAGGAUUGAAGGUAGAACACAGAACAUUGCUGGACAAACACCUUUUCCACGCGGUCAAUUAGGGCGUUCAAAUUUGGCCUUUAGACCUUCCAACCAGUUUCGUAUUAACCAAAGACUGCCCGAAUCACUUCUCAGAGGACUUCCUAUCCCUAGACAGAGACAAGUCUUACGUUCAACUCCAUCGACACCAAAUACUUCAUCAAUCAGUUCUCGGCAACUACCAUUCCGACUUCAAGGCGCUUCGCAAUCACCUUUCGAAAGAAAUCGCUUCCGAAAUUCUCCGAUCCAACCUUCAAUUACGCCAGGAUUACAAGCACGACAACAAGGGAGAGAAUUCCCGAUUGGUACCCAAAGAUCAAUACAAGGUGGGCCUCCUUUUGAUCCUCUUCUCUUCCUUUCUCUUCAAGACUCUUUUCAACCUCCUCUUGACUAUGAACUCUUUGAUAUCUACGAAGACAAUCCUCUACUCUUUCUUCAAGAUCUUAAUAUGCCUUUGACAAGCAAUUUAAUUAAUCCGUUAUUAGAAAUUUCAGGCGGACGACAGCGUGAAAAUCAGAGAAGACGACAGUUCCCUAGAGGACAAAUUCCGAAUCGAAUGGUUGUUGAUCUGCCGCUUAACCAGCAGACGACUAAUAAUCCAUUCGGAAUACGACAAGUGGCUCCACCUGUCUCCCCAUUAUUAAGGAACGAAAAUAUUCCCUUUCUGGGUUCAGGGUUCUUUAAUCCCAGAAUGAUGAUGCUGGCUGACAUAAGAGUGAAACCAUCUUCAAAGAAAAGAAUAAAACCUGUAUCGAAACAGAAUGCAACACAAAAUCUAUUAGAAAAAGUCAAUCUACAGGGUUUAAAGAAAGUAGAGUAUAUUAAUACACCCGUGGUGAAAGAAAAUAGGGUAUUUUGAUUUUUAUUGCCAAAUAGGUAAAAGUGUAAUCUUUGUUUAUGUAAAUGAGGCGUUCAAUUGUAUAUUUGUAUUUCUACUUUUUCCAUGAUUUCAAAGAAAGAAA
Messenger RNA from Saccostrea cuccullata (small rock oyster), 2713 nucleotides. RefSeq lists its product as uncharacterized. The record is from RefSeq and is a predicted model, not a curated record. NCBI's taxonomy places the organism in Eukaryota, Metazoa, Mollusca, Bivalvia, Ostreida, Ostreidae. The coding region runs from base 1 to 2610 and encodes 869 amino acids. The transcript has 2 exons.